Zootoca vivipara (common lizard) is the source of this 3106-nucleotide messenger RNA. It is a transcript of the gene CTSE, whose product is annotated as cathepsin E. Gene Ontology annotation, cellular component: endosome. Gene Ontology annotation, biological process: antigen processing and presentation of exogenous peptide antigen via MHC class II; proteolysis. Lineage: Eukaryota; Metazoa; Chordata; Lepidosauria; Squamata; Lacertidae. The record is from RefSeq and is a predicted model, not a curated record. Gene Ontology annotation, molecular function: aspartic-type endopeptidase activity.
GACUUGCACUGCCAGGAUGAAGCCGUUGAUCCUUUUCAUGUUUUGUAUUUGGCUGGCCAGUGGAUUUCACAGAGUUCCCCUGAGAAGACAUAAAUCUUUGAGGAAGACUUUGAGGGAACGUGGGCAGCUGUCUCAGUUCUGGAAGGCCCACAAGUUGGAUAUGAUCCAGUACACCCAGGACUGCUCGGCUAUCCAGGAAGCCAAUGAGCCACUCCUCAACUAUUUUGAUGUAGAAUAUUUUGGACAGAUCUCCAUUGGGAAUCCUCCUCAGAAUUUCACUGUGCUCUUUGACACAGGUUCCUCCAACCUCUGGGUGCCAUCCAUUUACUGUGUCAGCAAAGCUUGCGCUACACACUCCAGAUAUCAGCCAUCACAAUCCAACACCUACAGCGAAGUGGGGACUGCUUUUUCCAUUCAAUAUGGCACAGGUAGCUUGACGGGAAUAAUCGGAAUGGAUCAAGUGACUGUUGAAGGAAUCACUGUAGCCAAUCAGCAGUUUGCAGAGAGUGUCAGUGAGCCUGGCAACACCUUUCUGGAUUCAGAAUUUGAUGGGAUCCUUGGUCUGGCCUACCCAUCCCUGGCGGUGGAUGGAGUCACCCCCGUCUUUGAUAAUAUGAUGGCUCAAAACUUGGUGAACUUGCCAGUAUUCUCUGUUUACCUGAACAGGAACCCAGACUCCUCUAUAGGAGGGGAACUGAUCUUUGGUGGCUUUGAUCCUUCCCAUUUUAGUGGAAGCCUCAACUGGAUUCCAGUCACUAAACAGGGAUACUGGCAGAUUCAACUGGAUAAUAUCCAGGUGGGUGGAACAAUUGAAUUUUGUGCAGAAGGAUGCCAAGCUAUAGUGGACACAGGGACUUCUCUCAUCACAGGUCCUUCUGAAGAUAUAAAGCGAAUGCAGACAUUAAUUGGAGCAGUACCUAUGGAUGGGGAGUAUGCCAUCGAAUGCAACAACCUGAAUGUAAUGCCUACCGUCACUUUCACAAUCAAUGGGAUCCCUUACACUCUUUCCCCAGAGGCCUACACCCUCCAGGAGAAUAGCGAUGGGAUGGCACUCUGCACCAGCGGAUUCCAGGGCUUAGACAUGCAACCCCCUGCUGGACCGCUCUGGAUUCUGGGGGAUGUUUUCAUUGGCCAAUACUACUCUGUCUUUGACCGUGGAAAUAACAGAGUGGGGUUGGCUCCUGCUGUCCUGUAAGGCACGUGGGAAGUAUGGGAGUCAAAGUGCCAGGCUCUACUACGCUACUUGAAGGUUUUCUCUUCUAUUUUCGAACAAACACUUUUAUCAGCACUGGGCUAUGACAGAUUCAGAUUCACAAUAACUGAUGGACCUGUUCACGUGAGAUUCCCGCUCCCUUCCUUCUCAUGCAACAAAGAGAAAACAAGACUGUGCCCUUAAUUACAGUAGUACCUCAGGUUACAAACAUAAUUCGUUCCGGAGGUCCAUUCUUAACCCGAAACCGUUCUUAACCUGAGGCACGCUUUCGCUAAUGGGGCCUCCCACUGCCACUGGGCUGCCAGCGCGGGAUUUCCGUUCUCAUCCUGGGGCAAAGUUCUCAACCCAAGGUACUACUUCCGGGUUAGCGGAGUUUGUAACCUGAAGCGUUUGUAACCCAAAGCAUUUAUAACCUGAGGUACCACUGUACUUAAAUUGGCAUGCCCAUUUGUUUUGCUGUUGUUCUUCAGAUUUGUUACUGCAAAAGAAAAUGUGGAGGUAGGUAGGUAGGUAGUUAAUUUUUAACUGGCAGCAUUGUGUUCAUUACAUUGUAAGUUCUUUAAACUAUUCAUAGCACUUUUUUCAAUAUUUCAAAAGGCACCUUAUAUUAAAGUUUUCACAAUAUGCAAAUGUUUUUAAAUUUAUUCAGAUAAACAAAAGACAGGGGAUUAGUUAACAAUUCUUUAAUCAAUGGAGUCCCCUUAUAAAGUGCUUUCUGUCUUCCUGAAAUAAUACUCGGUUCCUGCAAUGCUGAUGUUAUCUAGGUGUUUUUCUGGAAAGGAAGAAUAAUACAGGGCUAGAUGAAGUAUCACAUUUCAACACCUAAUUUAAAUGGGUGGCAUUCGCUGCAGCAGUAAGGAGAACAUUCCAUAAGUUCAAAGAUUUCUCCUUGGGCAGUGGAAUAUUCUCCCCCUCUUCUUCCUCUAAAUCUGCACUCCCUAAAUUUAUUUUAGGAAUUCCCCCAAUCCCCCAAAGCAGAUUUGUGGGCGGCGGUGUGUUCUGGGCUGCAGGGGAAGGAGAGGGGGCAAAGUCCUGCUGUGCUAGCACUAAUAUUUGCACUACUGUAAAAAAUGCAGUUGAAUACCAACCAAUGGUUUUAAUUUGCUACGGUACAUAGCGAGGAACAACUGGUCAACAUCAGUGUUGCUAACUUGGAUUUUGAGAAAUACUUUGGGCUUCUAUAAACAUUUUAUUUACAAUUGUUAUAAGAAUUUUAAGGUUAUAUAUAUAUAUAUAUAUAUAUAUAUAUAUAUAUAUAUAUAUGUUCAUAAAACAUGUACAUGAAUGUACAGAAACAUGUCUGAAGCAGCACAGGAAGACAGGCCUGACUGACACCAUUUUGACUCUCUCUCUCUGACCAGGUGUUCCUCUGCAAGGAAGAAGGGGAGUGGGGGGAACCUUCUCAUUGUCUCAGGAAUUAAAGUGAUAAUCCCUGGCAUCCUGAUACCUGGGUGCCAGACAAAAGGGUGUGAUUAACUUGGCUGGGAAACAGGGAAAUGUAAAUAUCUCUCUCUUUUGUUGAUUAGGUUUUGGGGGCAGGGGGCAGGGUCCAGGAUGCUCAGAUUACUGCCACCAGACCUCCCCUUUCAUGAUGUACCUAUGAUGAAUCUAGGGAGGGGGGUCUUGGGCUACACCCCUUCUGUGACAUAUGGAUGAUGCUUCUGGGGGGUGGGCUGAAACCAAUUUCAAAUUUCUUUUUAAGGGCAGGACACCUUUGUUUGGGGUUCCUUCCUUGUUCUCCUGCGUGAGAGGAAGGACCCUGUUGCAACAGCGAAAAUAAAAGUGCCUUGCUUCGUACGUCCUGGUUUGGUCUCUGUUAUUUGGUGGGCAGGAGACGCUUAAAUUCGUCUGCCUGCCAGGAUACCUGGACUCUACCUGUGUCAAGGAUCCACU